AUGGACAAAGUUCAAGAAGCCGUGCAACCUCGGGACACGGUCUCGCCUGUGAUUCCAAACAUUUGCUAUGAUAGUUGUAACAAUGCCUACAUAGAGGCACAGUCGCGUGGAGAGGCCCCGUCCCUCUGUGAUCAGGACAGUGCUUUCACUAAUUACUACGAGGGCUGCAUUGCAUGUAUGGACCAAAAUGCUACCCAAAUACAGGAUAGUACACGACAGGCCCUUGAUUCAUUCUUCUCUGAAUAUAUCGACUACUGCGAGGCCUUCCAGUCAUCAUGGUUGACAUGGUAUACCACGGUGGAGUCGAAAACGAUAUUCAUGUUGCCUGCCACAGGCUCAUCAACGUCCCAAUUCACAGUCUGGUACGAAAGCAGCACUAUCACCUCCACCCUGCCCGCGUAUUUCAUACACUUCUCAGCCCAGUCUUUGAUAUCCACGUACAUCCCUCCCGCGGUUUUCAGCGAGCUUGCGGCGUCAGUGGCCUCCGCUGCCUCAAUGGCCUCCGUCACUGGCGAUGCCACUAGUCUUGUGUAUUCAGUCCUUGAGGAUACGUCUCGUCCGCCGUGGUUCUCUUCCGCUGUCCCAUCGACAUACGCGGCACAGAUGAGUACGUUGGAGGCGAGCUUGAACGAAUUGUUGGUCACGUCUGGGUCGACGCCAAGCACCUCGGCAGCCACCUCAACACAGAGAACGACGCCCACGGGCUCGGGAAGCAAAGCCUGGAUAGCUGGCGCAGUGGUGGGUUCGGUAGCUGGCGCGGCCCUGAUACUGCUUGGCUUCUUUUUGUUUCUGAGACAUAAGAGAAGAGCUAUGACUGCCGAUAAAAAGCCAGGUCUCCAAGGUGAUGACAAAACAUAUAUGACAGGCUGGAAGCCUGAGCUGCACUCCGACCCCGUGCCGCAGCCUCCGCGUGUCUAUGAGAUGGACGCUUCGCAGAACAUCUCAGAGAUGGAAGUCCACGAGAUACCGCAGGAACUACAUGUCGAUCAGGUCAGAAAGACGCCAGAAAAGCCUACCUGA
Diaporthe amygdali is the source of this 1020-nucleotide messenger RNA. RefSeq lists its product as uncharacterized. NCBI's taxonomy places the organism in Eukaryota, Fungi, Ascomycota, Sordariomycetes, Diaporthales, Diaporthaceae. Bases 1 to 1020 code for a protein of 339 amino acids. The transcript has 3 exons. The record is from RefSeq and is a predicted model, not a curated record.